Messenger RNA from Vigna unguiculata (cowpea), 1308 nucleotides. Its product is annotated as protein OCTOPUS-like. NCBI's taxonomy places the organism in Eukaryota, Viridiplantae, Streptophyta, Magnoliopsida, Fabales, Fabaceae. The record is from RefSeq and is a predicted model, not a curated record.
AUGGAGAUCAAUGAGCCUUUGGAUCGCAGAUUGGACCCAGAAGAAGCACUUAUCAGAGAACGCGAUUUUCUGAACCACCUUAACAACCUCAAAUCUUUCACAAUUACCAUGUUAUCUCCUUCCAAUGGAUAUAAGCGGUUUUUUCGGGAAAACUGUGAAAACUGGCAACCAGGGGUCAAGUGCUUCAACGUUGAAGACAUGAAGGGUUCCAAUUUGGCGAACCCCCUUUUUCUUCCCCGCGACUACAAGAGCAAGAAGCCAACGAAUCGGCACACCGAGAUCCGUUCCGGCAGUGCUGGCGUAGAAAUCGGUGAGAGCGAGCGCGAUGACACAGUUAGGGUUUCUGGCGAUGAAGACGGGGAGGGGAAGACGAUGAAAGAGUUCAUAGAUCUCGAAUUGUGGAGCAGGAAGGGCGCAUGGAGAGAUUUCAAAGACAUCGCGGCGAGUUUUUGCGGUGCAGCUUCUGAAUUCAGCAAGCGAUUGAUGAACUGGAAACGAAAGCUGAAUCCGAAAAGAAACCACCGCCACAGCGACGUCGCCGGCGCAAACGUUUGUUCGGUCGAAAAGCUUGGGUUUAAGUCAUUGCGGGAGACGCAAUCAGAGGUUGGAGAAUACAAUUUCACGUUGGGUAGAAGAUCGUGCGACACUGAUCCGAGGCUAUCCGUUGAUGAAUCACGGUUUUCGUCCAAAGCUCCUCGAGCUUCCUGGGAUGGUUCUUUGAUUGGGAAAGCAUACCAUAGGGUUUCCCCCAUGGUUCGUGUUGGUGAUAAGGUUUUGGUUGGGGAAGAAGAAAAGGGAGACGUGACUUUGGAGAAUGGCGAAGAAUGUUGUCCUGGUGGUUCUACUCAAAUGAAGCAUUACUAUUCUGAUUGGCAUAGGAGGAGGAGGAGUUUUGAUAGAUCAAAUUCUCGUAGGAAGUCGAUAAUGGGAGAUGUUGAUGAAUUGAGAGUGAUAUCUAAUGAUAAAGUUUCUCCAGCCACAACCGAGUUGUUCUAUGGGGCGAAGGUGUUGAUCAUUGAGAAUAGUUUGAGGGAUGUGAAUUUGAAAUCGUCUGAUAGUGUAAUGGGGUCUGGUUCCAAGGUUGAUGCUUGUGAUGUUGCAAUUGAGGAUGGUCAACAGGGAUUGAACAAGUUUCACAGUAGGUUAUGGAGUAAGUUGGGGUUAUUGCAGAGGAGAAGGGAAGAUAUGUUGGGAGAAGGUGAUUACGGUGGUGGUGAUGUGGUUAACAAGCUACUUGCAGAGUCUUGGCAGAAAAGAGGGUUUUAUGGCUUCGGUCUCUCUGCAACCGAGGCAGAACCACGAAAAUAA